Messenger RNA from Knipowitschia caucasica, 447 nucleotides. The record is from the annotation of a GenBank genome assembly. Lineage: Eukaryota; Metazoa; Chordata; Actinopteri; Gobiiformes; Gobiidae.
AUGACUUCCAUGUCCAGCCUGUUCUCCUUCACCAGCCCGGCGGUGAAGCGGUUGCUCGGGUGGAAACAGGGCGAUGAGGAGGAGAAAUGGGCGGAGAAAGCAGUGGACGCUUUGGUGAAGAAACUGAAGAAGAAGAAAGGAGCCAUGGAGGACCUGGAGAAGGCCCUGAGCUGCCCCGGCCAGCCCAGCAAGUGUGUCACCAUCCCCAGGUCUCUGGACGGGAGGCUGCAGGUCUCCCACAGAAAGGGUCUCCCCAGCUCUAACCCUCUCCCCCCUGGUCUCCCCCCAGCAGGUCUCCCAGGUCACAGAAAGGGUCUCCCCAGCUCUAACCCUCUCCCCCCUGGUCUCCCCCGCAGGUCUCCCACAGAAAGGGUCUCCCCAGCUCUAACCCUCUCCCCCCUGGUCUCCCCCGCAGGUCUCCCACAGAAAUGGGUCUCCCCCAUGUGA